AUGCCGGGCUAUUGUACGGCAAAGGCGGGCGAACUUGUUCGCACCUACUUCAACUAUGUUUUACUUCUUUCGUCUCAGUUGCUGGGAGCCUUCGGCGCCUUCGGCAUGCUUCCUAUAGUGCCCAGCAUGCGCUUCUUACCGCCCUCAACAGCCCGAACGUCUUCCGGGACGCCCGACCCAGCACGGCGUCACGCGGCUCGCUCUCGCUGUCGGCAAUUCGUCCGCCGUGAUCCGGAUCGCCCUCCUUCUCUUCGCACGCUCCCUGGCGCUCCCUUUCCCGUCGUCGUCGGCUCCCUGCUCGUCGCUCCCCGCUUCUGCUCCUGCGCCGCCCCCCGCCCUCGCCUCGCGUGCUCCCUUCCCUGGCCCUUUUCUCGUCCGUCCUACCCCUCUACUCCUCUCAACGUAUCCCUUGCGUUGAUCUCUCUUUUCACCUCGCUCGCCAUGCGCUGA
Molecule: messenger RNA, 450 nt
Organism: Stereum hirsutum FP-91666 SS1
Lineage: Eukaryota; Fungi; Basidiomycota; Agaricomycetes; Russulales; Stereaceae
Exons: 1
Coding region: 1-450 (149 amino acids)
Source: RefSeq, a predicted model, not a curated record